Macrobrachium nipponense is the source of this 1086-nucleotide messenger RNA. RefSeq lists its product as uncharacterized. Lineage: Eukaryota; Metazoa; Arthropoda; Malacostraca; Decapoda; Palaemonidae. The record is from RefSeq and is a predicted model, not a curated record. The transcript is spliced from 4 exons. The coding region runs from base 53 to 382 and encodes 109 amino acids.
UGGAGGGGGAAGAUGUAUUGAAAUUCGUCAAAGCUUAAUCAAUUCACCGAAGAUGAUGGGAAGAUGCGUCGCUCCUGUGAUGAUUUUACUCUUCUGCUUCUUGUCAGUUCACAAGGCUCAGAGUGAGCUGCUGAGUUUCCUAGAAGACGGAUUCCUCCUGGCACAGGCGGAUUCAUUGCCCCCAGUGAAGACGGGCAGUGACGGAAAGCAGUACAGACCUCUGAUCCAAGGAUAUCCCCUGGGUGAUUGGGAUGACGGCAGAACAGUUAUCCAGGUCCUGCAGGCAGACGUAAAGAAAGGAAGUCCCCUGGAACAGGACGUGGACACCUUCAUAGGCGACGAUGGUACAAACGUCACUGCUGUUGAAGUUGUGAGGCGCUGAACUUCCUCGGAGAGGUGAGAGGAGUCCCGGAGGGGAGAGGAAAGGAGAGGAGGAGAGAAGAAAAACAGAAGAGCAAAUUUGAAAGGACUUCGUUGGUAGUCGUUGAAAUUGCAAUAACUUCUAAAAUACUGAUUUAAAUCACCUUUUCGUUUAUAUAUAUAUAUAUAUAUAUAUAUAUAUAUAUAUAUAUAUAUAUAUGUGUGUGUGUGUGUGUGUGUGUGUGAAGCAGAAAGGAUGUCAAGAAAUGAGUAAAUUUAUGGGCUAAUACUUUGAAAAUUCUGAUGUUGAGGACACCAUUCGAGAAAAUUAAAUUGUAAAGGAGCUAUAUAGCAAUUAGAUUAUACUUACUGUAGGUUUUGAUCUUUCCUUUGUAAUUAGCAUCAACUAAAAUGCACCAUUUCUGUACACUGUUGUACAGAAGAAAGGCUUCUUACCUGAGUACCAAGAUAUUUAGAUGGCUGCGAUUCUUUCAAUUAUUAAUUUUUCUGUUAAGUAUUCUUAUAAAAAAUAGACUUUUCUAAAAUUAAAAUUUUUGCUUGGUGUUCCAUAAAAUCUUUUUCAUGAUGUUUAAUACAUAUGCUGUACUCCACGCCAUUGAAAAUUCAAAUUUAUGCCAUGUUUUAGUUAAUAAUAAAGUUGGUAAGAUUUGUUUCAAUUCAUAAUAAAGUUGAUGAGAAGUCAUUCCAAACUUGAUUUUAAGACAA